AUGAGCCUUUGCGAACAUUGUGUUAAGGGUGUCACUCACGAAGGAGAGCCUAAAGGAAAAACCGAAGAAAUCAACGGCGUCAGCACUUACAUCGCCACCCCAUCGACAGAGUAUCCCAAGGAAAAAGCCAUCAUCUUCAUCACUGAUAUUUUUGGUCCUCAAUUUGUUAAUAACCGACUCCUCGCAGACGACUUCGCUGCAAAUGGAUUCAAGACUGUCAUUCCUGACAUUUUCAAUGGCGACCCAGCUCCUGUCGAUGCAUUAAAACCCGGCAGCACCUGGAAUCUAAUGGAGUGGUUAAAAGUACACGGAGCAGACAGCGCUCGUCCUCCACUCGACAGGGUUAUUGACAGCUUAAAGAAGGAUGGUGUUACUGAUUUUGCAGUUGUGGGGUACUGUUUCGGGGCCCGUUUUGCUUUUGACCUUGCCUUUGAAGGGAUACCCAAAGUCGUGGCUAUCGCACACCCGUCAUUGGUCAAUGUGGACGAAGAUCUCCAAACAUACGCCACCAAAUCCACUGCUCCCUUACUUAUCAACAGCUGUACCGUUGACCCCAAAUUCCCUCUCGAAGCCCAGGUCCAGGCCGACGAGCUUUUCGGAAGUGGAAAGUUCGCUCCUGGAUACAAGCGCGAGCAUUUUGAAGGAUGUAGUCAUGGAUUCGCUGUACGAGGUGAUAUCAGUGAUCCAAAAGUCAAAGCAGGGAAGGAAGGGGCAUUCAAGGCGACUGUGGAGUGGUUCAAGAAGUAUCUGUAG
Lentinula edodes (shiitake mushroom) is the source of this 753-nucleotide messenger RNA. Its product is annotated as dienelactone hydrolase. The record is from RefSeq and is a predicted model, not a curated record. The coding region runs from base 1 to 753 and encodes 250 amino acids. NCBI's taxonomy places the organism in Eukaryota, Fungi, Basidiomycota, Agaricomycetes, Agaricales, Omphalotaceae. Gene Ontology annotation, molecular function: hydrolase activity. The transcript has 8 exons.